Molecule: messenger RNA, 7589 nt
Organism: Aplysia californica (California sea hare)
Lineage: Eukaryota; Metazoa; Mollusca; Gastropoda; Aplysiida; Aplysiidae
Product: dehydrogenase/reductase SDR family member 7B
Exons: 7
Coding region: 439-1377 (312 amino acids)
Cellular component (GO): membrane
Molecular function (GO): oxidoreductase activity
Source: RefSeq, a predicted model, not a curated record
UUACACAUUUUAGUUGAGCGUCGAGACCCCCAGUCCCUAAACAAGGCACGAAGACAACACUGAGUUUUCUGCUACCCUGCUCAUCAAAAUCAAUUUGUUGAACACUGCAAAUGAUUUAGAAAUCAGUAAUUUGGUCAGAUGUGUUUUAUGCGUAUUUUCAUUUUGUUUAUCAGCAUCUUAGUUAUUUGAGUCUUGUCCGAGUGCGAUAUGAUGGAAUGAGUCAUGAAUAUUACAUGAAUAUAAACCCAGCCUACUCUGUCCGUAUCCUGUGUCAUCCUGAGUACAAAGUACGUCAACUCGAGAGUCACAGCGUGACAGUGUAACAGUUGUUGCAAGUUUAUAAGGCUUACUUUCUAUGUGUUUUGAAAAGUGGUUUGUAUAGUAUGAUAAACAAAGUAAGCCUAAAGUAAAGAGAAUAAAGAUUUUCAAGCACACAAAAUGGGCAUCAGAGCUAAUGCUGUAUGGGCUGUAUUAGGCCUGCCGUUUAGCCUUCUGUCUGUCUUCUACUACAUCUAUGUGUACUGCUGUAAAGAGAAACUCAUGUUGAAAGACAAAGUGGUCUUCAUCACUGGAGCUUCCUCUGGCCUUGGUGCAGCUUGUGCAGAAGCAUUUUACACUGCAGGGUGCAGGCUGGUCUUAUCUGGUCGCAAUGUGGAGAAGCUUAAUUUGCUGAAAGUUCGAAUGGAAAAAUCAAAAGAGGGUACUGGUUUCCACAGUCCAGCCAUUGUCACUAUGGAUUUGGAGGAUCUUCCAAGCAUUAAAGAGAAAGUCAAGGAGGUUCUGGCAGCUUUUGGUCAUGUGGACAUCCUCAUCAAUAAUGCAGGAAAAAGCUAUAGAGGAGUGGCUCUUCACACCAAGCUGGAAGUGGAUAAAAUGCUGAUGGAUGUGAACUACUUUGCUCAUGUAGAGGUCACGAGAGCCAUUUUGCCUCAGAUGGUGGAAAGAAAGACUGGCCAAAUUGUAGCUAUUGGCAGUGUGCAGAGCAGAAUUGCAAUCCCACAUAGGACUUCUUAUGCAGCUUCCAAACAUGCCAUGCAGGCAUACUUUGAUGUUUUGCGGUCUGAAGUGGCCCAAUAUAAUAUUGGUGUCUCUGUUGUCAACCCUUACUACAUUGCUACAAACCUGUCUACCAACGCAGUCAGUGCUGAUGGAUCAGCUUAUGGAAAACUGGAUGCAAAUACAAAAGCUGGACUACAGCCGGAGUACGUUGCCUCCAAGGUCGUGAGCUGUGUGGUGAACAGGACCAGUGAGCUGACCGUAGCGCCUCCGCACAUCGACCUGGCUAUUGCGCUGAGGGCCAUGAGCCCGUGGCUCUUUUUCAAGAUCAUGGAAAGACGAGCUAAAAAAGAGCAAAGGGAAAUGAACAAGGACAGAUAAUUGUAGAUAAGUCAAAGGUAGAGAAUGUGACGAACAACUAUCCCACACACUCCCUCAACAUUGGCACAAAUUUCCUUUAGCGAAAAAUCAGUGAAAGUUGUGUCAGCAUGGAAAUAUUAAUACUGGAAGUAUUUUGUGUUAUGAAACUGACAUAUUGUGAGUUUUUUUACCUGCUCAAAAAAAAAUUAAAGCUAUUGUGGAGUGACUGUGACACAUGUCGUAUUGUUUAGUAGUAGUACUCAGAGUACCUUGAUGCUCACAUGCUGUAUUCUAUAUAACACAUUAUAUUGAUCUUUGUUCCGUUGAAACACAACUUUUAAUGAUUUUUGUAUUUUCUCAUUUUCUCAAUUACGGUAUUUGCUUUUUUUGUUUUACUUUGAUAAAUGAACACCUCCAGCUUGAGAUCUUGACACCUUAACUAAAUGAAAAUGUUGUCUUUAUAUUGGUGAAUUUAAAAUGUGACCAAGAUUUGCAAAAUGUCUAACGACAUACCGGUACUAGAUUCUAAAGGUUUUUUUUCUCUGAAACUUGAAAGUGUUGAUUAGCUUUAGUCUUGAGUUUGACCUAGCUUGACCUUAUAUUGGUUCUAGGGUCAUUUUUGUUAAAAAGAAGUAACAUGAUCCUAAUUCAAGUACUGUACUGGUAUUCUUGAAAAAUGUUUUUGAAGCUGGCUUUGACAGAUGGCAGAGUGCUUUUGUGACAUUUCCUAAACUUUCAUGUCCAUUUUCUGAAAACCGUGCUUUUGCUCAUUUUCAUUUACAUAAGUCUAAUUUUAUAAUUUUCUAGCCACCUUGCGCCAUAUUUUCACCAUUUGUCAAGGGACUGUGUGCGUUAAGAAAAUGGGAAGAACUCAAGUUUAUGAAAUACAGUGGAAUCAGCUUAAACUGAAAUCUGCCGGACUCGGAUUUUCUCGGUUUAUCCCAUUUUGAUUUGUCAAAUAGUGAUGAUAGAAUAGUCGACAGUGUAGUGCUGGGAAUGCCAAGCUAGUGGCAAAUUUCACUUUUUGAGAGGUUUUUUCACAUCUACCUCCCUUUGUAACUGCAAUUUGAGCUGCAGACUGAACACAUUUAACUUUCUUUUCGCAAUGGUCAGCUCACUGAAUCUGACAGUCACACAGAACAAAUGACAGAGUAGACUGAAAAGUGAGAAAGAAAACCAAAAGGCAAUGAUGUCAUGAAACAUACCAAGUGGCUUUAUGUGCUCAUUUGCAGGGCUUAUGUGAACUAGCUUUGCAGAGAUAACAUGCCAUGAUAAACCAAAGGUGGUGUGACAGAUGUACAUUCGCUGUCCUUGCAUUAGAAGGCCUAAGCACACUAUGUAGACCUAUUGAUGUUUGAAAACGAUGGUAAACAGUAUAUAUAUAUGCUGGCGAUGUUUCUCUGGCCCGCAAUUGACACAUGUGCGCUCUUGUGUCUAUUUCUUCUGUUUUGCUAUUUUGUUGUCUUAAAGUACGUAAGGCUUGAUGAUUUGUGUGACUUGAGGGCUGUUAGUUAAGAUUUAGACAACGAAAUUCUUCUCCGUUUAUAAAUAGCAUUUUGGUUUAUCUUUUCUUACAGACAUAAAGAACAAGAAAAAUCGGGGUUUUAUUUUUCUUUCAGUUUACUGCAAUGUUCAGAUUAGACCUAGAUCUACCUUUUUAAUUUAAGUGGACUCCACUGUAGUUUCAUGAUAUUAAAUUAAACUUUAUGACAUAAUGGGUCGUACAUUUUGACGCCAUGAGUUUCAGCUUUCCUUGGCAGAUUGAAAAAUUACGCAAAUGUGGCCAGUGAAAAAACAGUGUUUAGGAGGAAGUGUUCUACAGUGCCUUUGAUGAGGUGACAAAGGGUUCUGAGGUGACCCACAAAAAUGUUACAGGAAAGAAUGGGAGAAUGUGAAGAAUGACAGAAAGGAGUGAGUGAAUUUUGCUUGACCAGACUUGGUGCUUUACAUUUGUACUGAGUGUCAAGAGCUAGAAGAAUUUUGCUCUUACUAUAUAUAUAAAAAGCCAAUUAUUGUUUGAAUGUGAUUGGACUUCGAAACUCAAACUGUAUAUUUUGUAUGGCUAUGAAAAUCUGUUUUUUAGAAUGCAUUUUAACACUGUCAUGCUACAUGUCCACAUCAGGAGAACCUAAAUGAGUGGGAGUGAUAAAUUUAGAAUUUGAAAGCAAAAGGCAUUGUUGAUGAAUUAUGUCAUGUAGGCCCCUUUGAAAUGAAACUACUAUACACUGUAAUAGCUUUUCAUGAAUAUGGCACCAUCAAAGAAAAAGAUCUCACUAUUGUUGAGAGUACUGUAACCCUCUUCUUUAAAAAAACAAACAAACCCAACAACUGGGUAUCAUUUUAGCCUUAUACUAAAUAAAUGUCUUUCUUGUGUCCCUCAAUCAUAUGGAAAAGGGAAAAGAUAGUCACUGAGGUUUUUGUGAUUCAGUUAUUUUGUUAUAUUGCCUUGAACAAAGUCUAGUGGGCUUGAACAAAGUCUAGUAGGCUUGAACAAAGUCUAGUGGGCUUGAACAAAGUCUAGUAGGCUUGAACAAAGUCUAGUGGGCUUGAACAAAGUCUAGUGGGCUUGAACAAAGUCUAGUGGGCUUGAACAAAGUCUAGUGGGCUUGAACAAAGUCUAGUGGGCUUGAACAAAGUCUAGUGGGCUUGAACAAAGUCUAGUGGGCUUGAACAAAGUCUAGUGGGCUUGAACAAAGUCUAGUGGGCUUGAACAAAGUCUAGUGGGCUUGAACAAAGUCUAGUGGGCUUGAACAAAGUCUAGUGGGCUUGAACAAAGUCUAGUGGGCUUGAACAAAGUCUAGUAGGCUUGAACAAAGUCUAGUAGGCUUGAACAAAGUCUAGUAGGCUUGAACAAAGUCUAGUAGGCUUGAACAAAGUCUAGUAGGCUGUAUACUAUGUGUUGUGGCUGAAGUUAUUAUUUUUUCAUUCAUUUUUGUCUUUGCAUGCAAACAACAAGUUUUUCCAUACUACUAGCAUUACUAACUUGAAUAAAAUGCUUAUUAUGUUGUUUUAUGCAUACAUUGUUGACACCUUCCUCUCACUGUCUCAGAUGCAUACUUUAAAUAUAAAUACUUUAUAGAGGUUCAGACAGAAAGGCAUUCUGUCAGUUUUUACUGCUCCGACUCAGACGUAUGUGUUUCUGUAGAAAAGAAAUGUACACGGGAAAACUCAAAAUCACAGAUAGAUUGCAUAUAUUUUACUACAGUAUAGUCCACUUAUAUCGACAGCUGAUGUAUCGACAUAUGUUCCAAUAACUAAUUUUUUCCUUCAAUAUCUUCACUAAACAAUUUCUCUAUAUAUAGACUUUUUUUCGGCCCACUCUGCUUUAUCGACAUGCUUCCUGGGUACCUGGUGGAGCCCACGAACAUAAAUGGGAGAAAAAGCCACACUAAGGCCAGUAACAGUCAAUGCAUUAUUUCUUCAUUAAGUUUAAGUCUGCAUAUCCGCCAAGUAGCCUAUUGACACACCAGGUUUUUUUAGUAAGUCAUGUAGGGCCUACACAGAGUAGUCUCCAACUCAGUGCAGUGCCUCACAGACGUGAGCUUUUCACUCGCUGGGCAUCACAUCCCUAUCCCCACUCCCGAUUGCUCACUCUUCCCCAUCCCAUUAUCAGUCUGACGCUGGCAAGUGCCAUGGUCCGUGAGUCUGUGCCUCGCAUUUCCAUUUUCCCCAGCAAGCGACCCUAAACAGGCCUAACAAGGAUGCUACAACAAAGUUUACGCUGGUGUGUAGUGUGGCCUCGUGUUGCUCCAACCCCCCCUUAUCUAUGCCUCUUGUUAGUUUGUUAACUGUAUAUUGUGUAAGAAUCAAUGGAAGCAACCAGUUUUAAAAAGUAGUGUGUUUUUUCCUCUUUGGCUUUAUACUUUCAUUUAUCAACAUUUUUAUUUGUAUCAACAUCGAAUCCACUUCCCAAAGCAUGUCGAUAUAAGCAGAUUAUCCCUACCUGAUGUCUCUUUAAUGUUUCACUAGACCUAUCGGUUAAUCUGGAAAAUGGAUGUGUCCAACGCAUUUCUCAAUUCCUGAUGUGUUUGAGGUACACUGCCUGACUGUAUUCUUAGUUGUGGGUAAUUCCACACAAAAUCAUCCCGUUGAACAAAUUUCAAAGUAUGAACUUUGUGGUUGAAGUGUUAGAUUUUCUUGAUAUAAAUAAAUUAAUAGUUAAUGAGUUUCCAUGAUGCUUGGUUCUUGCUGUUAUUGUUUAUUAUUAUUAUAAAUUAUAGAUUAAAUGCCUUUUAUUAACUUAAGCGCAAUGAAAGUUUCAAAAGUACUGUUUUUUGGUUACAUCUUUAAAGUGAAAUUAAUAUUAUAUUGUGCAAGGCUUAUCAUUUGUGUAGCUAUUAUGGAAAAGACAACAAUUUUUAAAAUUCUGAUGAUGAUUAAUGCAUGAGGGAAUACUGGUAUGGUACAUUCAUCGGGAAUUAAUUACUUCUAUCGUCGGAUGAGAGACAGGUGGUAACCAGUACUGGGUAUACAUUUGCAUUUUGGCAAAAAUGCUAAAAAUAAAAAGGAAGCAUUCGAAAUGACAUCAAUCUACCCUGUGAUAUUGUCAUAACUGCAUUUCUGAAUGUGCUUAUGUUCAAGUUUUUUUCUGCAUAAAAGUAAUAAUACACCUUGCCAUAAAAAUCCCAUUUUUCACUCCGCUGGUGAAUGGUAGGGGUAGUAGCAAUAUUGACGUUAAUUAUAAAGUAGGCUACAGCUGCAAGUUGGUGCCAUAAUAUCAUGUUGUAGAGGUUAAUAUUGUCCAACUGCCUUUCUGUGCCUCUGGAUUCUACGUAAAUAAUAUAGGCCUACAGUCGGGCACAGUUAACAUGAACACGGAGACUCGAAAUCACGGACAGUUUGUACAAUUUGCCUUUCCCGACCGAUAUCUCUAUGAUUUUUUGUUAUCUGUUUACUUGAAUUAUGGAUCAUGUAUCAUACAGUACGCGUUUGUCCAUCGCCAACGUGUUUGAGUUAUCCGUGCGUGACUGUAGUCAGGUCUGGUGUGGGUAGAAGAUGAGGGAAUCCCUAAGCUUGGUAUGGUAUUGGAGUUGGAGCUAAAAAAAAAAAUUUGACCUAAAAUGUCCCUCCAGUUCUCUCAUAAACAAGUAAAAUAUACGUAGUAGUUUUUAAUACUAAUCUUCAAAAACUGUACUACUAGUGUACUGCACAAGAAGCACCUGAUAUUUGUUGUUUUUACCCUUUUCCUGCUAAAAGUAAAAGAAACCCUGAAAGUUUUGGCACUUUGUCUUUGUGAAACUUUGACAGUAAUGACAGACAAUGUCAUGUUGAAAUUCAGGGUGUAGGUCUAAACCUAAUUCCCUCCUCUUUAAUGUGAGAUUAAGACACCCACUUUUCCAGAAAAUAUACUUUUUUAAAAAAGUUGACGCUAUGUAAAUCAGAUUUUCACUUUACUUUAUAUAUUUACAUUAGUAGAGAUAGAUUCUAUAUAUAGAAUGCUUAUAAAUAUGUGGUGUAAGAUUCAAUUUUAAAAAAACCUGUUAUAAGUCUAGAUAAUGUUGAAAAAGUCCUGCAGUUUCCAAGAGAAAGAGUAAAAGGAGGAUGUUGUUCCACACAUUGCUAUUCCUACUCACACUGGUUGGAGUCAGUGUAAGUGUAAGAUCAAUGUAUCAUACCGGGGUACUUAUUGUACCGGUAGUUGGUUUGUCUUGCAAAUUAUAAUUUUGCUAUUUUGAAAACUUGUUUGUUUUUAUUUCUGUGCACUUUGACACAGGGCCCAUUGGCGUGAUCGGUUCGGUUCGGGUCGGUUUGGUAGGCGGGGCUAGCCAGUUUAAGGGCGCAAAGCCACCAUUGUUGCACAAACCGAUUGCCCAACUCACGGCUAAAAAACAAACGCGUAUGUCUUCAAGUCUGCCAGUCGGGUGAUCAGCUUGUAAGAGAGAAACGAUCGCCAAUAGGCACUGGGUACUAAAGCUUCAACUAUUACUAUUAUUACCCCAACAGACCUUUAAACUCUCAAUAACCUAGCAUCUGCAUUUGCAGCAGCCCGCGAAUAGCGACCACGAUUUUUGGCAUUUUUUGUUCUGCUAAUCGCGGCCGCGAUUUUUGCAUUUUUCAAAAAAAAGAAAAACCCACGGGAAAUAAACACCGACAAAAAGGAAUUAUCAAACCUCUUUUACUAUUAGAAAGAAAGUUUAUUUUCACUCUCGCUUCACUUCGUCUCUUUGUCACUUGUUGACACCACGUUGAUUUGUUAUUUUCAUGUGAAGAAUAAAAGUACAUUACAUACUAUU